CAUUGAUCUAAAGUUUCUAAAAACAAUGAGCCACAUUGGAGACGGCGGUGAAGUCUCCUGGUGUUUAUUUUGGAUGUAUCACAGGAAGUUUAUCAUCACUAAGGAAACGAGCUGAACUGAUAAUUUGAGAAUGUGCUUGUAAAUGUCACUAGAUGGCAGUGUCUAACCACAUACUGAAAAGUUUUGAAAACCCAACACCAUACGCAGGGCAGAACAGUAAUUCCUGCCCAUGCAUGAAUUGCAUGCAAUGUGAAUGUACAAAAAUGUGGCAAUCUUGUAAUGAUGAGACGCAAUGUGUGACACCCCAUGUAUUUAUGAAACCAUAACUGAUGCUGACUGAAGAUUUGCCUGAAAUGCUACAGAUUGUAGUUUUAAUGAAGUUGGUUGUUUCAUCCGUGUUGAAUGAAGUUCUUUUUCUCAGAUGUGCAGGUAGUGUUGAAGCCUCAGAUGGUCAGUGUGGAAACCCAGACAGAAUCUGAUGGAUGGCGGUCAACACCACUGGUCAGUCCGGAACACAGUGAAGAUGAAUUAUCAGAUGCUAUGGACAAGUCUGGGGAUGUGUCGUGGAAUCCUGAUGAAGACAUGCUGAGUGAGUCGUCUGAGGAGGAGGAGGAAGCGCAGCUGGAAUCUCAGUGUACCAAUGACGAUGAUACUGACAAGUUCAUUGUUGGGAAGGAGCAGCUCCUGUCAUUGUUCAGCACGUGUCCGGCAUGUGGUGAAGAAAGCCAGGGGCGCAUAAUAUUCCAGCAAGGGACAUACAUAAAAGUUCAGCAGUCAUGUGGAAACUGUGGCCAUCAGCAAAACUGGCAAAACCAACGUAUGCUACACCGAAACAUGCCUGCCUUCAACCUUACACUUAGUGGCGCCAUCCAUUUUACUGGCUGCAUGGCUACCCAGACCAUAAGGAUGCUUAAGUUGUUUGGACUGCAAUGCAUUAGCGCCCCCACGUUUUUUCGGCAUCAACGCCUCUACACGAUCCCAACAAUUAUAACUGCCUGGGAGGAGGAGAAAAAGGAGAUCAUCAGAGAGCUCAAAGAGCUUGAUGGUGGACUGGUCCUCUCAGGUGAUUGCCGAUCGGACUCCCCUGGACACUGUGCAAAGUAUGGCAGCUACACAUUGAUUGAAGACCGAGUCAAUAAGGUGUUGGAUGUACAACUCGUCCAGAGUUCAGAAGUCCCUAGCAGCUCAUGGUGUGAGCUAGAGGGGUUGAAGAGGAGCAUCCAGUCUCUGAAAGAGCAAAACAUGCAAGUCUCCACUUUGAUCACGGACAGAAAUCGACAGGUGGCCAAAUGGGUCCGGGAGCAGAUGGCAGAAACAAGCCAUUUUUUUGACAUUUGGCAUAUCGGAAAAAGUGUUCAGAAAGCACUGGAUGCUGGCGCAAAGGAGAGGGGGUGCGAGGACCUAAGCCUUUGGAGGCCCGCGAUAAUUAAUCACCUCUACUGGACGGCUGCUUCCACCCCUUCAGGAGAUCCGGAUGUGAUGGAGGCGAAAUGGACCAGCAUGAUCCACCAUGUGCAGGACAUUCAUCAUCAUGAAACGCCUGCCUUUCCUAGCUGUGCCCAUCCGCCAUUGGAAGGGGAGGCACGUGACAAGGAGUGGCUGGAACCAGGAUCUGCUGCUGCUGUGAAGCUGGAGAGCAUUGCAGCCAAAAAAGCCCUGCUGAAGGAUGUGAGAAAAUUGUCACCCCAGCACCAGACCUACUCUCUGGAGGCAUAUCACUCCCUCAUCCUACGCUUUGCGCCAAAACAUACUGGCUUCUCCUAUCUGGGCAUGUUUAGCAGACUGCUGUUGGCAGCACUGCACUUUAACUGCAAUAGUGGCAGAGAUGUGGCACGGACCAGUACUGGAGAGGCACGCUACGCAGUCCGGUACCCUCGAUUCAAGAAAGGUGGCUGGGUGGUCCGUCCAAUUGUGGAAAAAGCAUCUUAUGGUUACGCUUCACAACUGAUGACAUCCCUGGAGGAGGGGUAUACAAAUUCACCACAGGCCCUCCAAGACAGAAGUGCUCUUCUGGGUUCCACUGCACCACCUCCCCUCACCUCUUCUCUCCAGAAGAUUGCCAAGGAUGAAGCAGUCGGACUACAUAUUCAACGGCACUCACGCUUCAACACUAGCGGCACAUCUUAACACUCAAGUUUAGACUCCAAAUAACCACAAGUAAUCAUAACUAUGUACAGCGUUUUUUUGUCAUUUAAAAUAGACUUGCUAGACUUCCCUUUUCUCAUGUGUUUCAUGCAUGUACCAAUAAAUGUAA
Engraulis encrasicolus (European anchovy) is the source of this 2254-nucleotide messenger RNA. RefSeq lists its product as uncharacterized. The transcript has 10 exons. NCBI's taxonomy places the organism in Eukaryota, Metazoa, Chordata, Actinopteri, Clupeiformes, Engraulidae. The record is from RefSeq and is a predicted model, not a curated record. The coding region runs from base 403 to 2127 and encodes 574 amino acids.